CUCUCAAAUGAUCCAAUCGUUGAUCGAUAGUGAUGGAAAAAAUCAACUCCUGUGAGAAAAGAAACCCUUUCUCAUUGGAGAGGACAAGCAUUUUGCACUACUGCUGCUGUCCUAGGAGGAAAGAGCUUGGCAUCUCAGAUAUCUGAGUUCUAUCCAAUCAAAGAGAUGGACAAGAUUCUAAAGAUCCAAAGCAAAGCACUGCUGAUAUGACAGUUUUUGUAAGUCGCGUGAUAUAUGGUCCUCCCUAUUAGAAGUUUUGUAACUCUGUGGCUUUCAUCUAGCCAUGGUGAGAAAAAUAUAGUCACUCACACAUUGAUCUUGCAACCUGUGGAUUACGAGCCUCAAUUCUUCAGAAGCUGCUCAGAACAAGAAGCUCAUAAUCCAUGGAUAAAAAAUCCUCUGGAAAUGGAGGUUGGGAAUGUCAACAGCAAGCAUUUAGUAUUAGCUCUCAAGGUUAAGAGUGUGCUCGAUCCUUGUGAGGAUGAAAAUGAUGACAUUCAAGAUGAUGAU
Messenger RNA from Camellia sinensis, 510 nucleotides. NCBI's taxonomy places the organism in Eukaryota, Viridiplantae, Streptophyta, Magnoliopsida, Ericales, Theaceae. The record is from RefSeq and is a predicted model, not a curated record.